UCUAGGGUUUAACAACCUUCCCCUUUCUACAAAAACUCAUCACUCAAUCAUAAUCCCAAUCACAUCAUCAUCAACCUCUCAAACUUUUAUGCUAAAAAGAUUCACAAUAUCAAAACCCCAUAAAUUCCCCUUUCACAAUCACACUCAAAUGAAAGAAAUAAAAACAAAAAGGUCUCCAUUAAACCCACAAACCAAAUCUUCAUCAAGUGUUCAAUCAACCCCAGAAAUCGAAAAAAAAUAUGUCCAUCUUGUCUAUGAUGCAAUUGCACCUCAUUUUAGUGCUACCCGUUUUGCAAAAUGGCCAAAAGUUUCCACGUUUUUGAACAAUUUACCAUCUGGGUCAGUAAUUCUUGAUGCAGGAUGUGGUAAUGGUAAGUAUCUAGGGUUAAAUUCUGACUGUUUCUUUAUUGGGUGUGAUAUUAGUGAACCUUUGAUUAAGAUAUGUAGUGAUAGAGGUCAUGAGGUUUUAGUGGCAGAUGCUGUGAAUCUUCCGUAUCGAGAUGGGUACGGUGAUGCCGCGAUUUCGAUUGCGGUUUUGCAUCAUUUGAGUACUGAAAAUAGGAGGAAGAAAGCUAUUCAUGAGUUGGUUAGAGUUGUGAAAAAAGGUGGGCUUGUUUUGAUUACUGUUUGGGCUGUUGAACAAGAGGAUGGGAAUUUGGUUAAGAAGUGGACCCCGGUUGCCGGUAAGUAUUUGGAGGAGUGGAUUGGUCCGGGGAGUCCGAGGGGUAGCCCACGGUCUAGGAGUGGUUCGUCGGUUGCUUUGGAAAGUAUUCCGGAAAGUGAGGUUAGUGGGAAUAGUGAAGAAGUUAAAGAUUUUGGUAAUGUGAAUGAAAAGAAUGAGGAUUUUGGAGAGGAUAAGCAACAAGAGUAUUUUGUGCCGUGGCAUUUGCCUUAUCAUCGAGCUGAAGUGAGUGGUGCUUCGGCUGCUGCAGUUGAGAAUGGUUUUGCGCGGAAAGAUAAUCAGAAGGGUGCGAUCGUUUAUGAUAGAUAUUAUCAUGUGUUUGGUGAGGGUGAACUUGAAAGGUUGGUUUCUGGCAUGAAGAACGCAGUUAUUGUGGAUCAAUUCUUCGACAAGUCUAACUGGUGUGUAAUUCUUGAGAAAACCUCGUGAUAAACCUGGCAUUUGAUUGAACAAUGAUGCAUUGCGUGUUCAACUUCACAACAGAAGGUGCUAAUGAUUAGCAAAACAUUACAAGGUGAUCGAAAGAUAAAGGAAAGACCCUUUUAUUGCAAAUUCAGGGACACUUCUUUCUAUCACCUUUGAUUUACAGAUUUGUAUGUGUAUCAUUUCAAGUCCCUGUUUUCGGGUAUAGAAUUUUGUAACUCUGCUGUUUGAAAGUUCUGUCUUUGUAAUCUGAUAUCUCCAAGUUGAGCUGUUAUAUUACUUUAUUGAUGUUUAUUCAGAUACCGGUACAUGGGCUAACUAGAAGAAAUGAGCUGUAGGCAUGUAUCACCAUUUUUAUCUGUACACCAAUAAAGUGGCGUAGAUUUUUACUGUAUCAACUAUAUAAUCAAUCAAUUUACAAACUACGUUGCGCUAGUAAA
Molecule: messenger RNA, 1545 nt
Organism: Erigeron canadensis
Lineage: Eukaryota; Viridiplantae; Streptophyta; Magnoliopsida; Asterales; Asteraceae
Product: tRNA (carboxymethyluridine(34)-5-O)-methyltransferase
Exons: 2
Coding region: 89-1111 (340 amino acids)
Biological process (GO): tRNA wobble uridine modification
Cellular component (GO): nucleus; cytoplasm
Molecular function (GO): tRNA binding; S-adenosylmethionine-dependent methyltransferase activity
Source: RefSeq, a predicted model, not a curated record